Hydractinia symbiolongicarpus is the source of this 1269-nucleotide messenger RNA. RefSeq names its product very-long-chain 3-oxoacyl-CoA reductase-B-like. Gene Ontology annotation, cellular component: endoplasmic reticulum. Bases 99 to 1031 code for a protein of 310 amino acids. Lineage: Eukaryota; Metazoa; Cnidaria; Hydrozoa; Anthoathecata; Hydractiniidae. Gene Ontology annotation, molecular function: oxidoreductase activity. The transcript is spliced from 11 exons. The record is from RefSeq and is a predicted model, not a curated record.
CUAGGAAUGUUUUGGAAUGGUUUUAAGCCCUUUUCGAAGGGGAGCGAGUUUGUGCAGGAUCGUUUUUGUGGAGUGCGCACAAAAGAAAAUCUACAAAAAUGAUUUGGAAAGUGCUAGGAGGCAUCCUGUUAGUUAAAUAUGGUAUCUCGUUGUCACAGUUUCUUUGUCUGAUGAUGAGGUUAUAUGUACUACCAAGAUUUGGCAUGAAAUUAGACUUAAAGAAGUAUGGAAAAUGGGCAGUGGUAACUGGAGCAACAGAUGGCAUUGGAAAAGCUAUUGCUCUACAGCUUGCUAAACGUGGACUUUGUGUGGUGUUGAUUGGUCGAUCUGAAGACAAGUUAAAACAAGUGGCAGAACAAGUUGAAUCCUAUACAGAAGUAAAAACUAUUAAGUACGACUUUAAUAACACAGAUGAAUAUGAUGAAAUUGCGAAAGAGUUAAAAGAUCUUGAGAUUGGCGUUUUAGUAAACAAUGUUGGGAUCAGUUAUGAUCAUCCAGAUUUUUAUCUUAAUUAUUCUGCUGAGUUCUUUGAUUCCAUGAUAAACAUCAACGUUACAUCUGUUUUGAAGAUGUCAAGAAUGGUGCUUGAUAAAAUGGUGAAAAGGGGUAAAGGUGGAGUUCUCUUGCAUAUUUCAUCUGCGUCUGGUCUUCUUCCUGUUCCUUUUCUAUCAGUUUAUGCAUCCAGUAAGUCCUUUGUUGAUUUUUUUGGUCAAAGUUUAGCGGCGGAAUAUGCAAGUAAUGGAAUUAUUAGUCAGGUGGCAACACCAUUCUUUGUUGCUACUAAAUUGUCAAAGUUACGCCCCAACGGUACAAGCAUACCCAGUGCCGAUACUUAUGCCAGGCAAGUACUAAAUGCCAUAGGUGUAAGCCCCUCAAUUACUGGCCACUGGGCACAUGAGUUGCAGAAGUAUAUUCAGUUUAUGUUGCCUGAGUUCAUAGUAAAACAGAAAACAUAUAAGUUGAUGGAUGGUUUUCGCAGGCGAUGGUUACGCAAACAGCAAGAGAAAGAAAAAGAAAGCAAAGAUGAUUAAUGUUGAAUGUUUUUGGUUUGUGAAAUUUAUUUGUUUCUAGUUCUUCGAAUAUUUGUCUAUGAAGAUGUAUAAGCGUGACUUAAUCUCGCUUCUUAUUCAUUUUUUGUCAUAUUAGUAUUUUAUUCUUAUAAAUAAAUAUUAGUAUGAUAUAUAAAUGAUAUAUAAAUAAACUUAUUUUACCUGGAAAUAGGAUUAAUUUCGAAAAUACAAAACAUUUGUUGAUCUUUAUUUUUAUAAA